AUGGUGAGUCUCGCUACGGCUAGACGAGUCAAUAUGCGAUAUUCCUUUCGAUUGGGCGAUAGCCAAUCGGAAGGAAUAUCGCAGCCACAACAGUCCACAACAAAGAAACAAAGUCUUGAGUAG
Molecule: messenger RNA, 123 nt
Organism: Haemonchus placei
Lineage: Eukaryota; Metazoa; Nematoda; Chromadorea; Rhabditida; Trichostrongylidae
Source: the annotation of a GenBank genome assembly